Molecule: messenger RNA, 3952 nt
Organism: Gigantopelta aegis
Lineage: Eukaryota; Metazoa; Mollusca; Gastropoda; Neomphalida; Peltospiridae
Product: DDB1- and CUL4-associated factor 5-like
Exons: 9
Coding region: 130-2685 (851 amino acids)
Biological process (GO): negative regulation of fatty acid biosynthetic process
Cellular component (GO): cytoplasm; Cul4-RING E3 ubiquitin ligase complex
Molecular function (GO): protein binding
Source: RefSeq, a predicted model, not a curated record
GGAGUAGCCAUUUAUGUCAUGAAUACGGAAGGAGCGAUGACAUGGUGCAUUGGUCGAAUGAUCUGCAAUGUUAUAGAUUCAUGGGUUGAAAUAUCAUUCUAUUGAUUAAGCAAUCAUUUCCUCUAAAGCAUGGCUGCUUCAUAUUUUCGGAGGAACGUAUGUCAAAGGAAACCUAGUUUGUUAAAUCUCUUGAGUGACAGAGUGUUAAGUUGCGAGGCCCAAAUUGGGAAGGAUUUUGUACAACAACGCAUUUCAUCGACCAAAACACUAUUUUCUCGUGAUCUGAAGUCUCAUUUUGGCUGCAUUAAUGCUAUAGAGUUUUCAAAUGAUGGGGAAGAAUAUAUUAUUUCAGGUGGUGAUGACCGUCGUGUUUUGCUUUGGAAUGUGUAUAAGGCAAUUCAUGAUAUUGGCCAACCAAUCAGUAUGAAAGGUGAACACAACAGUAAUAUUUUCUGUCUUGCCUUCAACAACUGCAACAAGAAGAUUUUUUCUGGUGGCAAUGAUGAGCAAGUUGUUGUUCAUGAUGUACUGACUGGUGCCACCCUUGAUGUGUUCCGCCAUGAAGAUGCUGUGUAUGGCUUGUCGGCCGAUCCGAACAAUGACAGUGUUUUUGCCAGUGCUUGUGACGAUGGUCGUGUUUUGAUAUUUGACAUCAGAGAACCCCCAGACAGUGAUCCAUUUUGCCUGGCAAACUACACUUCAUCCAUGCAUGCUGUGACGUAUAACCCCAUGGAGCCACGGUUGCUGGCUAUUGCCAAUGCAUGGGAGGGAGUAGGAUUGUGGGAUAUCCGAAAACCUAAAACCUGUCUGUUGCGGUAUGGUGGCAGCUAUGUAAAAGACAGCUGUAUGAGUGUUCGAAUCAGUAAACUUGGCACUCACAUCAUUGCUCUUCACCGACGCCAGCCUCCGGUCUUGUACAACAUCCACAGUGCAAAGGCAGCUUGUGAGUUCGACCACAAUGGAUACUACAACUCAUGUACCAUGAAAAGUUGUUCUUUUGCUGGAGACCGUGACCAGUAUAUCUUAUCUGGGUCUGAUGAUUUCAAUCUUUACAUGUGGAAGAUUCCAGAGGAGUUGGAAGAAACUACGACUGUGAACGAGGCUCAUGCAGUUCUGAAGGGUCACCGGUCUAUAGUGAACCAAGUGCGCUACAGCAGUGCUGACAGUCUUAUUAUCUCCUCUGGUGUUGAAAAAGUUAUCAAGUUGUGGAGUCCAUUCGUCCUUCCAGCAUGUAGUAGCAACUCACAAAGUGACAGACCUGUUUAUACACCCGAAGAAUACAUCAACUUGGUGUUGAGAAGUGGACACAUCAUGUCACACGACUACACCCACCAGUCGACGGAAGAAGACCCGAGAAUGAUGGCGUUCUUUGACAGUCUCGUACAAGGAGAAGUGGUCUAUGGAAGCACGGAGGAGGAACUUUCCAGUGAUGAAGAAGAAAUGUUUGAGCUGAUGAUGCAAGCGAGGUACGCGAGCCGUAGACCAGCUGCAAAUGCUGAGCCAGCUGCUAAUGAAAGUGUUCCCAGUGAAGACGUUCCGAAUGAAAGUGUUGUUAAUAAUGAGAGUAUUCCACAGAACCCAGAGUCUAGUGCAAACCAUGUGAAUCUGCUGGAGGAGGACAGCAUGCCAAGUUCUACAUCCUCUGACGAGGAGGUGGAGCGUGAAUUCAGUCCUUUCACUCUGGCUUUUGCCAGUGCCAUGGCUGCCCAGACAGCUGGAGGUGUUGCUAGUAGUCACAACAGACUGCUGGACACUCACACACAGGCCGUACUGGAAGGUGAUGCAGCAGAAGCACCUGGUGUGCUCGAUGGACAGUUGGCAAAUUCUCAGAGAAAAAGUAUUGCUGAAAUCAUUGCCCAAAACAGACAGGAGAUUCAAAGAGUUACGGAAAUUAAAAACAAAUUACUGCGUAGCAAGAAGAAAAGUUCUUCAAAGUCAAGACUGUUUGUGACAUCUACAAGUUCAGACACAGAUUCGGAACAAGAAAGUGCUGGUGUGAAACCAAGGCAGACUGUGUCAUAUGAUAGCUCAGCAGACUCGGUUAUUAAAAUACCAAAUAAUUCUGUGAAAUGUCACCUAAAAAGACUAAGAGACCUCCGAAAUGAAGCACUUGAAACAGAUUGUGGUAGCAGUGAUGCAGGUGCAAGUACCAGUAAAAAGCAAAUGGUGAAUGAAGACGCAUCACCUUCAGUAAUUCCAGGCUGUUCAAACAGUUGCAGAGAUAUCAAUGGAUCAAGACUUGGCCCAUAUAUAAAUGAACUAGAUUUGAACCACAAUCCUCCUUGCAGUGAAAGUAAUUCUGUUGAUACCAAAAGUACUGUUGUUGGAAUACCCAGUAAAGUAGGAAGCUGUGAUUCAAACACACCUGUUUCAAAUAGUGACCAAAUGAAUGCAAACAGUGGCCAAAUGAAUGCAAACAAUGUGUUCAUUGAAGCACAGACUAGAGUGUCUAAUAACGAUAUCUCAUCAUCAACACUUGGUGCAGAUCCUUCAACCAGUAACAGUGAUAACACCAGGACAAGUGAAUCAUGUAGCUACAAGAAAACCAGUAAACCUAAAAACAAUACCAGCAACAAUGACAGUAAGCAGCCAGUGUGGUCGGAGUUCAAACGCUUUAAAAACAAGGUAGAGAGAGCGAGACGGUAUUACCGCAAACACACUUCCAGUGAUGAUGAUACACAGUAGUUUACUCACCUUAAUAAACUGGGUACAUGUAACCCAAACUAGAGCUGCAAUAAUUCACUUACAUAUUUGGUGAAUUGAAUACCAGCUGUCUGCGAUAUGUAUUCAUUAUUUGGAACAAAAAAAAACUUCAUUUUUUUUUAUAACGUAAUAAUAAUAAAUUAUAGGGAUCACACUUAAUUGAUUCAGGCAAAAUAGUCCCGUCCACCCCUCCACUAAAUUUUACUUUGUAUAAAUGGAAGCAUUAAAUUGUGCUUCUGGAGCAGUAAUAUGGUCAUCAAAAGAACAAACUGCAACCAUGUGUUUUUCAGAUAAUUGAAGUUUUGCAGCAGGCAAACAGAUCAUUAGCAUAAAGUAGAAAACAAGUUAACAGUUGGCGAAUGCAGACUAUAUCCAGAUUCUCAAAUGUAUUGUUCAUGACAUUACAAGGCUCUUUUAUUUUCAUGGAAAAUUAUCUGAUUGUACCAAAAAUAUUAUUAUUAGUGCAUAGUAAUUGAAAAGCAGGAAAAAACCCUGAAUUGAUAUGCAUAAAAUGUUACAUUAAUUCACAUGAAAUGUAUGUGUUGUGUAGUGUUCAUAUAUCAUAAACGUUUUUGCACCCUGUAAAUUUAAUUUUACUAUUAAUUUAGAAACUUACAUGCAGUUAAAACUUGGUUAAAGGGAGAAUCGGGUCAAAUAUGAGUCAUACAUGUUGAGAAGAUGUAUACCUGGACAAACCCCAAAAUCAUGAUUAUUCCGGCUAACUGGGGAGCAGCCACAUUUUUAAGAUGUUUAAUUUAUUACCUCUGCAUUUCUGGCUGAUGAUGUGGGGAAAUAACAUGGUAAGAAUAUUGUAUGAUAUCAUUUCUGUUUGGUGUUAACAGUUUGAGAAAACGAUAAUUGGAAGUGUGAGGGGUACUGGUAUUAAACAUGUCAUUGUGAAAUAUACCAUUGAGAGAAUGCAGUAACAUUUUAAACAUAUUUAAUUUAUUAAACUCCCUAUGGAGUCUCAUUAAGGUUUUUAAAUUAUUCAUAUUCAUGAAUUAUUAUUUGUAUUCCAGACACUAUAUUUAUAUUUUUAUCAUAUUUGAACACUUAGUGCAUUUGUUGCAGCUCUAAUUCAUACUAGCUCUAAUUCAUACUGUUAAGUUUGAUUGAUGUGGAUCAUUCAAUACUUAAAGUAAAAUGGUCAUUUAUUUAACAUCUCAUAGUUGACCUUUUCACAAUUGAUCACAGAUUGUAAUAUUUAAUUGAAUAAGUUUAUGAAAUGGCAAUAAAUAUUAAAAAUUCA